This is a messenger RNA of Aptenodytes forsteri (emperor penguin), 2756 nucleotides long. RefSeq names its product ectopic P granules protein 5 homolog. Gene Ontology annotation, biological process: autophagosome maturation. The record is from RefSeq and is a predicted model, not a curated record. The transcript is spliced from 5 exons. The coding region runs from base 21 to 974 and encodes 317 amino acids. Lineage: Eukaryota; Metazoa; Chordata; Aves; Sphenisciformes; Spheniscidae. Gene Ontology annotation, cellular component: cytoplasm.
UGGAUCUGCAAACACGUCACAUGGCCCUCAGCAGUCUCUUUACAGAAACGCUGAUGAUGAUGAACAAUUCCAGUGUUACAACAGCUGAGUCGCUACGGGGGAGCUUACGGAAGUGGAUUGACAGCAAAGUGCAUGGGUUGCUAGCGAUGCCCCUUCUCACAGCAGCGUGUCAGAGCCUGGCCUCUGUGCGACACAUGGCAGAGACGACAGAAGCCUGUAUCACUGCUUACUUCAAUCAAGAUUAUCCUCACCACCAGGAUUUAGGCUGGGGCCCUAUACUCGCCUCCCUCCAAGUUCCUGAGCUAACCAUGGAAGAAUUCCUGCAGGAGUGUCUGUCUUUAGGAAGCUACUUGACCCUGUAUGUCUACCUGCUGCAAUGCCUGAACACUGACCAAACUCUUACCAACGAAAUGAAGAUCCUGCUGACCAUCAGCAAAUGGCUGGAGCAAGUGUACCCAAGCUCAGCAAAGGAAGAGGCAAAGCUGUUUCUUUGGUGGCAUAAAGCCAUGCAGUUAUCCUUGAUUCAGAUGGAGCAAGAUGACACCAUUCUGAUCGAAUCUGUCGUUCGGACACUGCUGUCAAUCCAGGGCAGACAGAGUCAGCUGGCUGAGGAGAGACUGACUUCUGGAAUACUUGGUGCUAUUGGGCUAGGCAGGAGGUCUCCUUUGUCACCCAGGUUUCGGGUGGUUGCCCGCAGUUUGUCUGCCUUCCUCCUGGUGCAGAUUCCUGCAGAGGGUCAAGUCCGCCUGAAAGCGGGGUCAGAGCCAAAGCUGUCGCAGAAGGCCCAGCAGGCACUGAAUGCUCUUGAAUCUAUGGCAUCAAACAAACAAUAUAUGGAUUAUCAAGAGCAGCUCUCCCAGGCUUCUCAGUUCAUCAAGCAUCCGGAACACUGUCUUCGAGAUGGCAAUAAUCUCUUGGCGCUCCUUAUUAACACUCUGUACCCAGAAGUGCAUUAUUUGGACAGCAUACGAUAGCAGCAUUGGGCCCGCAGAAUCAUCAUGCAAUGUUGGUUACUCUGGUUUACAUAUAAUGUUGUUAUUGCACAAGUAAUUUUUACCUUCAGAGUUCCACUUUAAUGAAGUCAGAAGUGUGAGUGGGAACUGCACGCUGGCAAGUUUUCUCCUCUUUAAGGUUUUCUUUCUCUUCUUUUGAUUUGUAGGCCUGUGGAAUUGCUCGGUUUUUGUUGACUGAAAACACGUUAAUAUCUUCCUGUGAUACGUGAUAUACACGUGAAUAUCACAUCUGAGAGGAGGAUACCUGAGGAUAGAUGUACGAAUCAUUAGACAGCAAAGCUCAUCCUGUAGCGUCUUAAGUUUUUGCUUUGUGCCUUUUUUUAUUUUCCAAUGUGUCAUCGCUCAGGCCAGUUCAAAGUGAGUGGAGGAUUGUGUAUAAAAGAGGUUUUAACUUUCUUAACCACGAUACCUCUAAAUCUUAUGUGAGUGUGUUUUUGGAGAUGUGUGAAGUCACUGUAUUUGGCAAGAUAGUAUUUUAAAUUUUGACUUUUUUUUGCUAUCCCACAGAAAUCUGUAGUUGAAAGGCAUGCCUACAGUCUUCUCCCACUUCUGUAAAUACAAACUAAAAUUUGAACUAAAGAACAUUGGUUUUUCCUUUUUUCUAAAUAUUAGUGAGUCUGCAUCUAUAUUGCUUGAUUAAAUACAAGUCACUUCUAGCCAAGUUCUUUUUAAGUCAAGUGACUUAAAUCCAGAGACGGAUUUUCUGGAUCCCCAGCGUCUGGGAGGGGAACAGUCAGUUAUGUUCAUGUUAGAUAGGAUUCCUUAAUUCUGAAAGUCUGGUUGUUUAGGAAAUACUGGUUUAACAACUGGACACCCGCCACUUCAGUUUAUUCUUUUCUUCCUAGGUAGGCAUGGCACAACAGGAUUUUAGAUGACACUGAAAAGGUAUUUAUCUUGCAUUAUAUUUGGUGAUCGCUUGUUAAAAUUCUAUUGCCUGUGAACAUGAACCUGUAAAUCUGUUGUUUCAGCUGAAUGAUGACUGGUUUUGUUUGCCUUGUCUGAUCGUAAGAUGCACCUUUGUUCAGGGAAAGCGGAAGGCGAGUUUCCCCAGUUGCUUGUCUAGCGCUGUCCCUUUUAGCGCUGAUCGAUUUGAGGUGGCCCAAGGUCCUGCAGUCCCAGUCUCUACACCUCUAUGAAGGAACGAUGAUCGCUUCUUGUCUUCCUCCAUUAAUUGUGCCUUUAUGUUUAGAACAUGGUUACGCUUUAAAACGUCAGUUGUGGUCACGAGGGGAAGGAAAUGUGCUACCUACUGUCUGGUUAAUAAUGCUUUGAAGUGUUGCUCUUAACUCUGGUUCCGGAGCUGGAGAGCAAAUCACUUUUUUCUUCUUGACAGAUUCUGCUAACUGUGCCAGCUGGAUCAUUAGAUCACCUUCAUCUUAAUGUGGUCUUAGAGUUCUUCGCUCUAUCUGCGAGCCUAUAAAUAUAUAUACAUAUAUAUACACAUAUGUACAUCCCUCUGUAUAUUAACCAGAUAUCAAUGCAGCAUGUUUUUUAACAGACUCUUUUGGAAAAUUCAUGUCUGGAAGAAUACAUUCUGCUGCUUUUUUUCCCCCCGAAGACUUAAAAGCACUGGUUUUAUUAGAUUCAAUGUUACUGAUCCGUUGCAUAAAAAAAAAUGUGAAAAAGUCAGAAAUAUGUGUUUGACAUGCACUUUUAAAAUGAGGUAUUGUUUCAGCUGUUGAGUUUUUACAAAUGUUGUAUUUAUAACAUGCUAUGUCUGCAAAGACCAUGCAAAAUAAAAAU